UCUGAUCAAAUGCUUAGAAGUGGAAGUUGUUUGUUUGUUUGUUUGGUGUGUCUAUUUUAGUUCAAUAUGACAAUUGCUUCCUUCUUCACCAGAGCCUCCAGGGCUCUCAAAAGUACUUCCCCUUUCUGCUCCAACUUUCUGCUUCUCUGCGCUUUAAGUGGUGGAGGUGUGGUGGCACUCUCAGAAUCACAAUCAGAAGCCCAACAUCCUAAAAUUGAAGAUCGUGAGCCCCGGAAAAAGAAAGUUGUGGUCCUUGGAACUGGAUGGGGUGCUACUAGUUUUCUUAAGGGUUUGGAUGCUUCAUUAUAUGAUGUUCAGGUUGUUUCGCCUCGUAAUUACUUUGCAUUUACUCCCUUAUUACCCAGUGUCACUUGCGGGACAGUUGAAGCACGGAGCAUCGUAGAACCGGUCCGAAACAUUAUUAAAAAGACUAAUGGAGAAAUAAAAUUUUGGGAAGCAGAAUGCAUUAAGAUUGAUGCUGCAGACAAAAAGGUUUUAUGUCGGUGUAAUAUUGAAAACUUAGUGGGAAGUGGUGAAUUUUCUCUGGAUUAUGACUUCUUGGUUGUAGCAGUAGGAGCACAAGUUAAUACUUUUAAUACCCCUGGUGUCAAGGAGAACUGUCAUUUUCUCAAGGACGUCGAGGACGCUCAGAAGAUCAGACUGUCUGUAAUAGAUUGUCUUGAGAAGGCUGUUCUUCCUAGUCAAUCUGAAGAGGAGCAAAGGUCAAAUCUUCAUUUUGUAGUCGUUGGAGGAGGUCCAACUGGUGUUGAAUUUGCUGCAGAGCUGCAUGAUUAUAUCCAAGAAGACUUGAUCAAAUUAUAUCCUUCUGUUAAAGAUAAAGUGAAGAUAACGUUAAUUCAAUCUGGCGAUCACAUCUUGAACAUGUUCGAUGAAAGAAUAAGUUCAUUUGCUGAGCAGAAGUUUACGAGAGAUGGUAUAGAAGUUCAAACCGGAUGCCGGGUUUUGAGUGUUAAUGACCAAGAAAUUACAAUGAAGGUGAAAUCAACGGGAUCGGUUUGUUCUGUUCCCCAUGGAUUGAUUGUCUGGUCCACUGGCAUUUGUACUGUUCCAGUUAUAAGGGACUUUAUGCAAGAAAUUGGUCAGGCUAAGAGGCAUGUACUAGCAACUAAUGAAUGGUUGCGAGUAGAAGGAUGUGAAAAUGUGUAUGCCAUUGGUGACUGUUCAUCAAUAAAUCAACGUAAAAUCAAGGAUGAUAUCAUCGACAUAUUUAAGGCUGCAGACAAAAACAACUCCGGUACUUUAACCAUAGAAGAAUUCCAAGAAGUGAUGGAUGACAUAAUUGUAAGAUAUCCUCAAGUUGAAUACUAUCUAAAGAAGAAAAACAUACUUGAUUUGAGGGUUCUGUGGAACGACCCGCAAGGAAAUGAAAGAGAAGAAAUAGACAUAGAAGGGUUUAAGCUAGCCCUUUCUCUUGCAGAUUCACAGGUGAAGAGUCUUCCAGCAACUGCACAGGUUGCUGCACAACAAGGUGCUUAUCUAGCUAAUUGCUUUAACCGCAUUGAUCAUAUUGAAGAGCAUCCAGAAGGACCACGACGAUUUACAGGAUCUGGACAUCAUAACUUUCGUCCUUUCAGUUUGCACUCUUCACACCAAUCCUUAUAAGAGAGAAAAAGUUUAUGUUUCCUACUUGCAAAAAAUAAUUAAUGCAUUGAACAAUGUCAAACAAGUCGUAUACAAAGAGACAAACAGAUUUGGAAAAAGUGUUUGCUGUAUGUGAAUGCCUGAAUGGAUAUCAGUGAAAUCAAGUAUAACUGUUACAUUAGUCUUAUUAGAAAUAAAUGAGUUAGUUAGAGUUGACUUAGUUAGUUAGUUGAUUAAACAUAGUUGAUGAGUUAGUUAGUUGAUUAAACUUAGUUAGUUGAUUAACCUUAGUUAGUUGAUUAGUUAGUUAGUUGGGUGGUUAAGUUCAGAUGUGCUCUAUAAAUAGAGCUAUUAUAUUCAUUGUUUUGUAAUCUUUUUAAUCAUCAAUAUAUAUGAAAUAUUCUUCA
This is a messenger RNA of Cicer arietinum (chickpea), 2009 nucleotides long. RefSeq names its product external alternative NAD(P)H-ubiquinone oxidoreductase B1, mitochondrial. The record is from RefSeq and is a predicted model, not a curated record. Gene Ontology annotation, molecular function: calcium ion binding; NADH dehydrogenase activity. NCBI's taxonomy places the organism in Eukaryota, Viridiplantae, Streptophyta, Magnoliopsida, Fabales, Fabaceae. Gene Ontology annotation, cellular component: mitochondrion.